Messenger RNA from Vicugna pacos (alpaca), 3060 nucleotides. The record is from RefSeq and is a predicted model, not a curated record. Lineage: Eukaryota; Metazoa; Chordata; Mammalia; Artiodactyla; Camelidae.
CGUGUCGCAGCGUCUCUCCCGGCCGCUUGCAGAGCUCCGUUAUGGCGGCGGCGGAGGGGUCGAACGCGGCCGCACUUCCCGGUUCGAGUGCCGACGGCAGCGGCGAGCCGCCCGGGGUCGAAGGAAAAGGAGUUGGGGCGGCGGGCGAAGAGAAGGGCGCGGCCGCGAAGGGAGCGGAGGCCGUCGGGGACAGCGAGGAGGACGGCGAGGAUGUGUUCGAGGUGGAGAAGAUCCUGGACAUGAAGACCGAGGGGGGUAGGAUCCUUUAUAAAGUUCGAUGGAAGGGAUACACGUCGGAUGAUGAUACCUGGGAGCCGGAGGUUCAUCUCGAAGAUUGUAAAGAAGUUCUUCUGGAAUUUAGGAAGAAGGUUGCAGAUAACAAAGCUAAAUCAGUCAAGAAGGAUGUUCAGAGACUGUCCUUAAGUAAUGACAUAUUCGAGGCAAACUCUGAUAGUGAUGAACAAAGUGAGGCCAAAGAAGAGACUUCUCCGAAGAAGAAGAAGAAGAAGCUGAGGCUUCGAGAAGAGAAGAGCCCGGACGACCCGAGGAGGAGGAAGGCGAAGACGGGGAGACUGAGAGACAGGCCCAGGCCAGACCUGGAGGGCUCCUCCGAAGGGACGAAGAAGAGAAUUCUGGAAGCCAAAGAGGAAUUAAAGGAACCCAAAAAGCCCAAAAAAGAUGAUACGAAAGAAACUAAGGAGUUAAAGAAAGCUAAAAAGGGUGAAACAAGAGAUUUAAAGACUAAAAUAAGAGAAGAUUCCAAGGAAAACAGGAGAACAAAAAAAGAGAAAUGUGCUGAAUCUCAGCUGGAAUCGGAACUGAGUGCACAGAGUGACUCCCCGCUUCCGGAGGAGGACAGUGAGGGCUUACUGUCUGACGGCAGGGAAGAGAAGCCGAAGGUGAGGGGUGUGAGAGACAAGACGGGACCAGAUGCAGCGCCGGAACCCAGCUUUGAGAAACAGCAGGACGGCUCGGUCAGCGCUGAUGAGGAUGAUGUCAAAGCAAAGAGGAGAAAAAAGAAACUGAGAAACACCGAGGAACCUAAAGAGAGCAAAAAGCCAGAAAACAAGAACCUUUUCUUAGAGAAGAAAAAUAUACAAAAAAAGCCAAGGAAUCAAGACAGAGGCAGAGGUAACGCAGAGCCAGAGAAACAGAUGCCAACGCCCGCGCAGGAGAAGCCCCGGCUGAGUGUGGAGGAGAGGGGACCCGGGCCCGCCGGCUCCCCAGGGCAGGAGAAAGAGACCAAAAGAAAUGAACCCAAAGAAAAGUACCAGAAGAAGCAUGAUUUGGACAAGGAAGAAAAAGGCCGAAAAGAGCCCAAGUCAUUGAAGGCAUUUAAGGAAAUCAGAAAUGCAUUUGAUUUAUUUAAAUUAACUCCAGAAGAAAAAAAUGAUUUUCCUGAGAAUAAUCGGAAAAGAGAAGAAAUAACACCAGACUGUAAAGUCACAGAAGAUCACAAACCCAAGGAGAACAAGCAGCUGCUUAAGGAAGGGAGAAACACACGAGAUGAGACAGACACGUGGGCCUACAUAGCUGCGGAAGGCGGUCAGGAGGCCCUGGACGGCGGGGGCCACGCGGAUGAGACUGGCGAUGGCAAACAGCAGAUCGUGAGCUUGGGCAUGGAUUUGCAGUUGGAAUGGAUGAAAUUAGAAGAUUUUCAAAAGCACCUUGAUGGGGAAGAUGAACAUUUUACUGCCUCGGAUACAGUUCCGAGCAACUUACUGAGGGAUGCUGUGAAAAAUGGGGAUUAUAUUACUGUAAAGGUUGCACUUAAUUCAAGUGAAGAAUAUGACCUGGAGCAAGAGGAUUCAAGUGGGAUGACGCUGGUGAUGCUGGCGGCGGCGGGCGGGCAGGACGACCUGCUGCGGCUGCUGCUCAGAAAAGGCGCCAAGGUGAACGGCAGGCAGAGGAACGGGACCACCGCGCUCAUCCACGCUGCUGAGAAGAACUUUUUAACUACAGUGGCUAUUCUCCUGGAAGCAGGAGCAUUUGUGAAUGUGCAGCAGAGCAGUGGGGAGACGGCUCUGAUGAAGGCCUGUAAGAGAGGAAACUCGGACAUCGUUCGGCUCGUGAUCGAAUGUGGAGCCGACUGCAAUAUCCUGUCCAAGCACCAGAACAGCGCGCUGCACUUUGCAAAGCAGUGUAACAACGUGCUGGUGUAUGAGCUGCUGAAGAGCCACCUGGAGACGACGUGACUCGGGUCUUCACGCCUACAAGACGGCUGUUCCAUUGCGGGUGUAGGACCUUUGUUCUAAACAGAAAAUAAGGUAAAUUUCAGACAAGAGACAGAAACGGCAAAGGCCAAAAAGGGGGUGCAUGCCUGGUGACCCCCCUCUAGGACAGCCUUCACUGGGGGCCCUGCCCAACCAGUAGUUUGACUGUGACCCCGUCUGAGGCUGCAGCCUGCCAACGUGGGAACAGUCACCGUAACGGGGCAGAAACCUUCCUGGUUUGCCCGUGGCUGAGGGCUUCCUGGGCUUCGUCUAAGUGGUGUCUGAAGGGUUCCUGGGGCUCACAGUACUGAAACUAGAGCAUCCUGGCAAAUGGGGGAGCAGACGUCUGCACAGCAGGACAGUGAAUUAGCGCUGAGCAUUUUAUUUGAACACUUUCCAAGCCCGGUACUGUGACUAGGCUCCCAGUUCUUGAAUUUUCAGGAGAAUUGCUGUUUUUUGUUUGAUGAGACGAGUAUGCACUGAGCUGAGUGCGCCAGGCCGGAGGUGGGGAGGGCGUGGGGGAGGCUCACCCCUCUGGAGCUUGAGCUCCUGUGACGAGGUGACAGGUACGACCCUGACAUGCCACGUGUCCGACGCUGAGAGGAAGCAGGGGGCGCCGUCCACCUGGGAAGGCCCCGCUGGGGUCAGGUCAGGUAACUGUGGCUCAUGGUUCUCUCCUAUGUUAACAGCUUGUACUUUUUAUCAGACUUUCGAGAGUAGCAGAAGAAACGAUAAAGGACUACUUUGAAGCGCGUCUUGCUCUGUUAGAACCAGUCUUCCCAAUAGCAUGUCACCGUCUCUGCGAGGGGCCAGAUUUUUCCAUGGAUUUUCAUUACAAACCCCCACA